AGUGUGCACGAAGAUAGCGACGACCUUUUUUUUUUUAAUCUUUUUGUCUUCUAUCUCUGGUUCCAAAAAAUAUCGUAGUUCUUGUCCUCUAUAUAAAUAUACAUCCAAACGCUCCCUGCACUUCUCAAUUGCAAAUUUUCUUCCCCAAAUCGUAGAUCUACGAUAGCACCUUUCACCCGAGGCUAAACUGGUGUAGGUAAGAUGGGAGGUGGAUUUAGGGUGCUUCACUUAGUUAGGCCGUUUCUAUCGUUUCUCCCCGAGGUUCAAACUGCUGAUAGGAAAGUGCCAUUUAGAGAAAAGGUCAUAUAUACUGUGAUCUCUCUCUUCAUUUUCCUGGUUUGUAGUCAGCUUCCUCUAUAUGGGAUUCACUCAACAACAGGUGCGGAUCCAUUCUAUUGGAUGCGUGUUAUUCUCGCUUCAAACCGUGGAACUGUCAUGGAGCUUGGAAUCACUCCCAUUGUAACUUCUGGGCUGGUGAUGCAACUUCUGGCUGGGUCGAAGAUUAUUGAAGUGGAUAACAAUGUACGGGAGGAUCGAGCACUAUUAAACGGAGCGCAGAAGCUUCUUGGUAUUUUGAUAGCUGUUGGUGAGGCUGUUGCCUAUGUUCUUUCAGGGAUGUAUGGUAGUGUGGGACAACUUGGAGUAGGCAAUGCCAUCCUCAUCAUCAUCCAACUCUGUUUUGCGGGUAUAAUUGUGAUUUGUCUAGACGAGCUUCUCCAAAAAGGAUAUGGUCUGGGGUCUGGAAUUUCCCUAUUCAUAGCAACUAAUAUCUGUGAAAAUAUUAUAUGGAAGGCAUUUAGCCCCACCACCAUUAAUAGUGGACGUGGAGCUGAAUUUGAAGGUGCUGUUAUUGCUCUGUUCCAUUUGUUGAUAACAAGAACAGACAAGGUCCGGGCUCUCCGCGAGGCUUUUUACCGGCAGAAUCUUCCAAAUGUGACAAAUUUGCUUGCUACAGUCUUGAUCUUCCUAAUUGUAAUAUACUUCCAAGGUUUCCGUGUAGUCUUGCCUGUAAGGUCCAAGAAUGCUCGUGGACAGCAGGGUUCAUACCCAAUCAAACUGUUUUAUACCUCCAACAUGCCCAUCAUUCUUCAGUCUGCUCUCGUUUCCAAUCUCUACUUCAUCUCCCAGCUGCUCCAUCGUAAGUACAGUGGAAACUUCUUUGUAGAUCUAUUGGGAAAAUGGAAGGAAUCUGAGUAUGGAGGUGGUCAGUCUGUACCUGUUGGGGGUAUUGCGUACUAUAUCACCGCACCAUCCAGCUUAGCUGAUAUGGCGGCCAAUCCCUUCCAUGCCCUGUUCUAUCUUGUGUUUAUGCUUUCAGCCUGCGCCUUAUUCUCCAAAACAUGGAUUGAAGUCUCUGGUUCAUCUGCUAGAGAUGUUGCCAAGCAGCUGAAGGAACAACAAAUGGUAAUGCCUGGACACCGUGAGUCAAACUUGCAGAAAGAACUGAAUCGAUACAUUCCCACUGCUGCAGCAUUUGGAGGCAUGUGUAUCGGUGCCUUGACAGUGUUGGCAGAUUUUAUGGGCGCCAUUGGUUCAGGAACUGGAAUAUUGCUUGCAGUAACGAUCAUCUAUCAGUACUUUGAGACAUUUGAGAAGGAGAGAGCAAGUGAGCUUGGAUUCUUUGGUUUCUAAGUUUUGCUAAGGGAAUUAUGUUGGUGACUUCUCUGAGUUUUCCCACACCCUUCUUCGAGGGUUCAUUAUACUUCUUAGGACGGUUAACCUGCAAGGGAGGACAUAGACUAGUUUAUUAUUAUUUUUUGUUUUUCUUUUUUUUCCCCUCUUUCUUUCAACUGAGGAAUUAUGAAGUAGUAAAUCGUUGUUAACAUUUUUGCGUUUCCUUGAAAUAUACUUGUCUUUAUCAUUCAAUCUAUAUUAAUGUCUGACUCCAA
Vigna unguiculata (cowpea) is the source of this 1889-nucleotide messenger RNA. RefSeq lists its product as uncharacterized. The record is from RefSeq and is a predicted model, not a curated record. Gene Ontology annotation, biological process: protein transport. NCBI's taxonomy places the organism in Eukaryota, Viridiplantae, Streptophyta, Magnoliopsida, Fabales, Fabaceae. Gene Ontology annotation, cellular component: membrane.